Gallus gallus (chicken) is the source of this 10986-nucleotide messenger RNA. RefSeq names its product CDAN1 interacting nuclease 1 (gene CDIN1). The transcript has 11 exons. The coding region runs from base 189 to 932 and encodes 247 amino acids. The record is from RefSeq and is a predicted model, not a curated record. Gene Ontology annotation, biological process: erythrocyte differentiation. NCBI's taxonomy places the organism in Eukaryota, Metazoa, Chordata, Aves, Galliformes, Phasianidae. Gene Ontology annotation, cellular component: cytoplasm; nucleus.
GGGGCGGAGCUGCGGGAAGCGGGGCGGCAGUUGCCCGCGCCGUGUGAUCGGUGGGCUGGGAGCAAAGGGCGACCCGGGGGGCCAUCGCCCCGAUCCCCCGAUCGCGGGUGCGCUGCCUCCCGCCUCUCCCCGCCUCUCUGCUCGGGGCCGGAGCGGCACAGCUCGGCCAUUUCUUGGCGCCGCGAGGCAUGAAGCUCACCAAAGCCCAGUACGAUGAAAUAGCCCAGUUCCUGGGGCACGUGCAGCCCACCCGGCAGAGCCUGAGGAAGCUGAAGGAGAAGUUCCCUAGUCAAUCGCAGUCCACUCUGCUGAGCAUCUUCUCCCAGGAGUACCAGAAACAAAUAAAAAGAACACAUGCCAAGCAUCAUACUGCAGAAGCAGUUGAAACUUACUACCAAAGGUACCUGAACGGGGUGAUGAAAAAUGCAGCUGCCCCUGUUUUACUGGAGCUGGCCAAUGAGAUGGACUUUGCCCCAUCUUUGAUGGCUCGUAUUGUGUUGGAAAGAUUUCUACAAGAGCAGGAACAAGCCAUCCCAUCCAAAACUCUUAUAAAUAGUAUGCUACGGGAUCCUUCUCAGAUUCCAGAUGGAGUUCUAGCAAAUCAGAUCUAUCAGUGUACUGUGAAUGACUGUUGUUAUGGACCACUGGUGGACUGCAUCAAACAUGCUAUUGGACAUGAGCAUGAAGUCUUGCUGAGAGAAAUGCUUUUGGAAAAAAAUCUUUCUUUUAUAGCCGAAGAUCAGCUUCGUGCAAAGGGUUAUGACAAAACACCAGACUUUAUUUUAGAAGUACCAGUAGCUGUUGAAGGACACAUAAUUCACUGGAUUGAAAGCAAAGCCUCAUUUGGUGAUGAAAGUAGCCACCAAGCCUACUUGCAGGACCAGUUUUGGAGCUACUGGAAUAGAUCUAGAGUGUCUGGAGUAUUUUUCUGAGGAGUUACUCACUCACUGUGAAAUUGUAAUGGAAAAGGAGAAAGGGAAAGAUUGAUCUCAAGGAGCAGGAUGUCACCAUCAUUUGACAAGUACUUUUGUGAAAGUAUCAUUGGGCCUCACUGGACCUUGCCACUGCAUGCAGAUCUACAAAUUGAACAAAGUCUUGCCUGCCUUACCAACAGCAGCUGUGAUUCUCAUACUUAGUAAGUAAAGUUGUUGAUGCUUGAGAGUUCUUGUUAAGCAGGCACAUAAGUGGUUUUUUACAUUUGGGGUGAAAAUGAAGCUAGGCAAUGACGUAAGAUGACUUCAGUAUCAAAAAUAUAAAAGCAAUAAAAAUCUAAUCUGAAGCUCAAAACUCAUCUUUUAAUAUUUCAUCCCACAUAAAAACUCCACAUCUUUUUUUCAAUAAUGCUUACAUUAAUUUUAUGCAACUUUAAGUGACACAAGUAUAAUGAAAUUAUUUAAGCAUAAUUUAAACCUAGAAAUAAGGAAGUAAGAAACAAAUUAGAAGAAAAGGUAAAAUGUUUCACUCUUAUUACUUGGGAGUUUUAAUACAAAAAAAAAAAAGCUAAAAUUGUUUCUGAGUGUAUAAAUUGAUAAGCAAUUAACUGCACACUUGAUUAAAGACAGUGUUUGAUUUUGUGGCUUCUUCUCGCAUAAAGUAAAUUGGCUUUAUUGUAGUUAGCAUUUGUCUGCUUAAGAACAUACCAAUCUCCUGAGUAUACAUAGUGCAUUAUACAAACUUAUUUAUAUAUUUAUGUGUGUAAUUUUAUAACGUAUGUAUGUCAAUUAGGAAAAAAGAUCUUCAUUUCCAUCUCCUAAUCAAAAUAGGAAGAACCUGUAUUCCUCCUGGUUUGUCAUUUGUUUAGUGUGCUCUCAUCCAUCACAAGACUUUGAUAUGAACAUCAAGAAAUCAUGUCCUUUUAUUUCAAAUGAUAAAUAUGAUUUUGUCAUGAGUUCUUACAGACAUCCCAAGAUUUACAUCUAAAUUGUCGAAAGUCUAACUUCACAGUGUCUCUGAUGUAUGACAUUUUUAAUGAAAUAAAUAACUUUUUUUUUAACUUGUCAUGAAUAGGACUUACAUAUUAAAGUUACAAGGCUACGUUAGCUGUGAUGCUGAAAAAAAAUUCUCCUUCCCCCAGUGUUUUUCUAGGGUUUGUUGUUUAUCAUCAAGGGACAAUCAGCUGCACAAGAGCCUCCGCGGACAUUCUUAUUUGCAGGGUCCAAGCCUGUCUGUUCAGGUUUCAUUAUUUAGGUCUGAUGUCUAGUUAGCUCGUAUCAAAACUAAUACCAUCUGAAGUACCAGGCUUCCAGUGGUCACAUAGCUAACAUGAAAAUUUCUUCAAUCUAACUAAUAUUAUUAAAGACAGUAUCUCUUUAAACUUGAGCUUUGUUUCAGUGUCUAUAUCAAUUAUAUCAUGCAAGUACAUUACUUUGAAUGUUUCACUGCUUGUUUCUGUAGAUUGAAAACAUCUGAAUUAAAUGAUAUUCUGCACAUUUUUGAAUUAAAAAGUGAAAAUGCAGACGUUUAUUUUACUACCAUUCUUACUGUGUACUGACUACUACUAAGGUAGAAAUCACUACUAUAUUCCUGGCUUCUUCUCAUUGUUAAUAUAAUACAGUUGAGUUGAAAUGUUUUUGAAGGUAGACAUCCAGACUGAUUUUAUCAACUAUUUUAUCACUUAUGUAGAAAAAGAUUGUGUGUGUCAUGUAAAUAUGUAAUUUAAUUUUAGUUCCUAAAGAAAGCAGUCUUUCCUUAAGAUAUGUGAGUUCACUUGUGCAUGAUAAAACAUUAUUUCUUGCAUUUCUUUUUUGCUUUUGCAUUUGUUUUGUCCUGAGUUUAUCAUGGCUACACUCAUUUUGUGGUAUAGUAUCUUUGAUAUUUGCAGAUUUAAGAUACUUCAAUUUAUAAUCUUUGAAAUUUACAAGACAGUUCAGAUAAGAGUUUAGGAGGAAUUCCACAAAAUGAUUUAAGGAACCAUGAUCAUGUUCAGCUUAUAAGUGCAAUACUUUGUAAUAGAGUACAUAUAGUACACACUAAUAUUAGUUUAUCAAAUUUUUUUAUUAUUCUUUACUUCAGAGAUGUUGAUCACAAUGUUUUUUGUUUAUUCAAGAGCAUUGAUUUGAACCCAAGUUCACUUAAAUAUUAAAAUAAUGUAAAAUAGAUCAUUUUAUUUUACUAAUGUCUGACUUCUGAAUAUUUCUCUUUAUAUGGAAUACACUAGUUACUUGAUUUUAAAAUAAUUAAUAGUAUACAUAUUUCAGGCUGUGAGUAGAAGAGUAAUUUUGAAAGUACGUUCUCAUUUAUUUGUUUCAAAAGAAGAAAUACAUCCUUCACAACACAGCUCAAUACCUUAAGUGAGAUUUUGUGACAUACAAAGGAUGCAUGUGAGUUUUUGAGACACUGAAACUGUAACCCAACUUGAAGAAGACAAUAGUGGCAGUGAGCUUCUGUCCAGAGUUAAUCAGCUGCAGAAUUUGUAAACUGCAUAUGUGUCAAAGUUGAAAAUGUUAGCACUCUGAUAGAAGCUUGAAAAGGUUAGACCUGAUAAAAGCCAUCAGCAGUUAAAGAAUGUGAUUUAUGGGAAUGUAAUGACACAAAAUGCCUCAUUUAUCACUCAUAUAUAGAUAGGUUAAGGUUUCUGUGUCAUACUUUAAAAACUUGACCACUUAGAAUUGUCAAAAUAGGUACUUAAUUGCCCAUCAUACAUUUCAGUUUAAAUUUCCUCUGCUUGAAUUUUCAUGAUUUUACUGUUCUUCUCAUAUGGUUCUUUUUAAAGUCAUUAAUAUUUCAUAUUUAUUUCAUAUUUGUUUCAAAUUGUAUGCUUAGUGCUCUGUUAGAACUUUUUUAAAGUAAAGCUGUUUAUUUGGACACUAUCCAAAUCUUCAUUGAUUUACAGUGUAAUUCAGCCUAACUGUAAGGAAAAUAACUGAAGGUUUCAAUUUCUUUUGUUUUAUACCACUAAUUCUCAUCAAGAGUUUACAGCUUUCUAAUUCAAUCCGUACAUUUCCUCUCUGAAUUGAAAUACGAGAUUUAAAAGUGAGAUCCGUCAGUUGGUUUCCAGUUGCAGUCACUUAAGUUACUGUUUAACUCCGUACAAAUUAAAUUUAAUCCAAAACUACCAGUACUGUUAAAUGACCCUAAAGCAAAAUAAAAAUGGUAGAAGAAAUGCACAGUAGUAUGUUGUACUUUUCCUGAUUUCAUUUGUGGAUAACAACUAGCAAGUCCCUUAGAUUGGAGGCUGUUUUUUUUUUAACUAUCCACAUCAUAAAGCUAAACAAAAUAAAUGCAAAUUUGGAUAAACUCUCAUUGAGAAAUUAUCUUUAAGAACAUAUUUAUAAAACAAAGCAAUUACUUUAAAGAUAUGGCAUAAAUACUAAAAUAUAGGUUCAGCUGCAUAAAGAAAAAGUGUGGUAAUAAAGUUUGAAGGUUUUCUUUUUCUGUAGCAGCUUAUCUUUUUUAAACUACUUAAUCCUCUUAGUUCUUGAUUUUAUACAGAGAAUUCAGAACAAAAUAAUUUUAAUUUUUAAUAUCAAAAAACCUUACCUUAUUGUUAGCUUUCACAAUUUAUGGCCACGGUUGUAUAGCAUUCUGUUUGUUCAGCGAUGACCUUCCAGGUUCGAUUUAAAAAGAAGUCAGAAGCAUUUGUCAUGUGUGCUCGAUCUUGUCCAGAGGUACCUAUUGUAAUUAUAAAGGACUAAUAAGGUUGUUUAUAAUAUAACAUUCUGACAACUCUGGAAAAUCUUCUGGAGAGCAACUCUUUUUUUCAUGUCUAUCUUAAAAAAAAAAAAAAAAUCUUGUAAUCUUCUUGCUUUAUGCUGCACUAUGGUUUAUGGUUAAGAAAGCAUAAAAAACUUUUACCUCAAAAAACUUGACUUAGUUUUAAAAGAUGAGCUGUAUGAUUUGCUCAAUAGUAACACCUUUUGGAAAAUCUGUAAUGGUGAGCUAUAACACUGAUAUAUCCUCUAUUUAAUUAGUGUAUAUAAAAUUGAUGUACUUAGAAAGAAUAAAUUCCUUUCACAAUGUUAAAAAAAAUACUUAACAUGUCUGUUGCAAAAAUGUGUGACACAUGAAGAUAAGAAAAUUCUGCUUCUUAAAAAAAGCCAAACUAAGAAAAUCUUUAUUCUAAGCAUUAGUAAAGUACUGCUACAAGUAGACACUAUUACAGUGGUAUUUUACAUUAUAUAUCAAGAUUUUUACAAUCAUCUCGUGAUUAUUUUUCCCUUCAUAUGUCUGUUUCACCUCCUUUCUUCCCUUUUUUAAUUUAUUUCAGCAUUAUCCAGCAAUACUACUUUUUUAUAGGCAUAUAUAUAAGGUAAACAAAAACAUAUUAAAACUAGUGGAAUCUGAAUGUUUGACAGAAGUGUUUACCUCUCUUGUAGGGUAUGUAACAACACUAUAGCAUUGUCAGGCUGCCAUACAUCACUUAAAUACCCUUAGACAGCAAAAGCAAAAUCUUGACAAUUCGGUAAUCCCAUCAUGUGAUUUCAAGAAGACUUUUUUCAUAUCUACAAUUGAGACAAAUUUAUGUUGUAUGUAUUUAUGAUUGUUAAACUGAAAAUUGUCUCAUUGCAUUAAUUUUUAACAUUGUGCUCUCUUAAUGACUAUGAAGAAAUGUAUUAAAAUGCCUUAAUUAUAGGGCUAGAAGAAGAGAAAGCACAAGUCUUUUUAGCAUAUGAUCUUUCAAUUGUUCACUAAAGGAUAAAGAGGGCAUUCAAGCGUGGUUUAGAUAACUGUCAGCAAUAAUAAAAUGCAAGGUAGUUUGUAGAGCCUUCAAAGACCUUUCAGGGAAAUACAUUUAAUUAAAAAACAAUAAAAUGGACUUCUCAUCUGAAAGAAAUCCAAAAUGUUAUAAAAUUUCAGAAUGUGACUGUGUUACGAGUAAUGUAUGCUUCCAAGCAUGAAGAAAAAUAGCUGUGAAAAUAUUCUGCUGUCCUCACAGCAGUGAUAACAUUUUUUUGUGUGUAUAGAUAUAUGUCCUUUAGCUUUUGACUUACUACCAGAUUAGAGCAUAUUUCAGGUUUUCUUAAAUGAGUGAUUUUGCCUUUUCUUCUGUUGCUUGGGGUUUUUUGUUGUGUUUUUUGUUGUUGUUUGUUUUGCUUUGUUUAUAAGAAAUAUUUUUUCUUUUGUCGCUUUCGGUUUUUUUGUUUUUUGUUUUUUUUUUUUUUGAAAAGUAAGGUGAAUGACUUCUUAAUGUAAAACUGCAUUAUCACAGUUACCCACGGAACAAUAUAAAUGACCUAUUGAUCAAAAUUGUCUGUUAUAUAUUAUGACAGUAUGUUUCAGAGUAUAUUUCUAAUUUCUUUUUUUUGUUUGUUUGUUUUCUUCUCAUUCCACUUGCCACUAGUGUUCUUGUUUUCUUGUUUGUGGGGUAUGUGGAAAAGGUUAGUUAAGUAUUUGUUCUGCACUAUUGAAUUAUACCGCUAUUGGCAUUCUGAAGGCAACUUAACUUAUGUGUAAUUAUGGUUUAUAAACAGCAUUGGCUGUGUCUUUAGAGUACUUUUGCUCCCUUGCUCAGUCUUGUGCUUUCCUGAGAUUUUUGUAAGUUGUUUCUCUCACCCUGCUGCACAUACAUCAAGAGCAUUGACCAAUUAGUUUUUCAUAGCCAAGUAUCAAAUGAGUCUGCAACUUGCCUUUGCAUAAUAGAUUAUUAAUAACUUCACUAAAGUGUUUUUUCAGCAAAUACUAAAACUCUAUCAGUUUUGUAGUUGUAAUUGCUGACCCAAGAACAUUAUGAAAUAUGUUCGUAACAAGAACAUAACUUCAGUGUUCUUUGGUAUCUUCUGGAAAACUGUUUGCCUCAUUAACUCAAAUCAGCGUUGUCUUUGUCACUGACUAGCAGAUCAUAGAGAUGGAAAUUCAUUCCUUUUCUUGGAGCUGGAGAUAUGUCUUUUUAAAAAAGUAAGAUUUGUUUUUUGCUUGCACACAUGAACUUGCAGAAGGAGGAACUGCUACCUUUAAAUGCUGCCUUAGAAUAUAUACCUUGAGCUGGAGCAUAAAUGAAUAGCACAACCUCUGUAUCAUGCAGUGGGUGAUCACCUUAUGAGAAGAACACUGGAAAACAUAUUGAUAUGUGGAAUUGUUCUGCAUAAAAUGCCUCACCAUCUUCUUUACUAGGCUUUCUGAGACUCCAAACUACCCCAGCUGUGAGAGCAUUACAGAGCACCUGCACAAUUCAGUUUGGCAGUUUUUCUGAAUAUGGUGUGCAGUUUUUGAGAAAGAAGUGUCUCACAUCAUGCUGUCACCAAAAUCUCUUCAGUUUUUACCUGGCCCACUCACCCCUUAUCAUAUGGCAGCACUACUAGGUGUGAUAAUGUUUCUUUAGCAAGUACUGUACAAUCUAAUAUUCUUUAACAUGCAGCUCACAAGUUCCUGCAGUAUCAUUACAUUUUCAAUCACUACUAUUGGAUUUAUAAGUCCAAUGGAAGAAGCUCGAGUCAAAAUUUUGAGUCUAGUUGCUUUUCCUUUCUACUAGUGGAUUGUUCUCUGCUCACCAACCUUUUGUGUAAAUUGACUUGUAUGACUUUUUUUGCUAUUAGAGUUGCCAUGUGUCAUACAGAGAUAACUGAUUUUCAACAGUGAUUUCUGUAAACCUUCUGUAAACCACACUAAGCUCUCAUUGAGUACAAAUGACUACAGUAGAGUAUAUUAUUUUUAGCACAAUAAUUUUUACCUUAUUUUCAAUGAAGUUGUUUUCAAAAUGUUUUCUCUGUUGUUAAAAGUCAGUUUUCCUGAUUUUAAAAAUUCUCCUUACUGAUGAUAAUCCUGAAUUAAUUCCUUUAUUGAAAGGACUAUCAUCACUAUACAUCCACUACCACUACAAAACACAACAUUCAUGAGGGAAAUGUGCAAAAGCAUUAUCACAGGACUGAAGGCUCAAUCUGACUUCCUGCAGGACAGACCCUAGGUCCUUGCGUAUAUGCCCAGUAUAUCAAAUUGAAAAGGUGUUUUCUUAAAACUCAGGGUAAAAGACACCAGAGAUAUGGAUGUAUCCAUUCAUACAUAAAUGUGUUGUUUUAUGAAAUAUCUUUCAUGAAAAAUCUAUCUCUUUUUUGAAGAAUCUCUUUUAUGAAAAAUCUAUCUUUCUGUAGCAGAAGUGUAAACCUAAGCACAGAUAUUCUUCUAACCUUCAUUUUCACUGUUUAUAGUAUAUCAGGGAAGGAAAAAAGAAGCCAGGAGUACUGCCUAUUCCUUGGCAUAAAACGUUAUGAAAAUAACGUAAAGUUCCAGAUGUUUUUUGUCUCGUAAUACGAAGAUAAAGGAUAAGUUUCUAGGAAAAAUACAAAUCAUGUUAAACUACUCCUUAAAUCUUUCUGCUCUGCAAAAUGUCCAGGGCAACAAGUUCAGAGAGAACAGCCUGUGUUCCACUACUGUGGAAAAGUGUUUUACAGUUCUAAAAGCACACUACACUGUCUUUUGUGUCCUACUUUCUGGGCCCUUCCCUGUAAAAUCAUCAUGUGGAGCUCUGAAUAUUAAUAACCUUGUCCGUUGAUUUAUUUUAAAUAAAGCUUAAUUUCUACAAGCCUCUGUCCCUCUCCACCAAAUUAGGUGUGUAAUUGGCACAGUGGGAGAAUCCCCUUCAUGUGCACGUAUCUGGGAAACGUGUAGAUCACAACGUAUAUAUAUGUAUCUUAGUGUACAUAUAUAUGUCUGAAUUACAUAAUGGUAACUAAAGUAUGAUAUUUACAUACAUAAUUCUGUGAGGUCAUCGGAGCCAUUUUGGGGCAUACUAAUAUCAUAAAAGUUUAAAGUUGUGCUUUGUUAUUGACAUUAAUAUUUCUUAUAUCUUUUCUAUUUUACUUUCCCUGAUUUUACUCAUACACACUAGUGAGUGUACCUGAACUGAAACCAGGAGAAAACAAACUUCUUAACAAUGGAAUGUGUUAAGAUUUUUUGGUUAAUUGCAGAUAAGAUGAAAAAAGCUGUUGACAUUGUGGAAUAUUGUUGUACCUAUGGAGAAACACAACAUGCUACAUGAGUCUUUUCCAUGACUUGAGGGAAUUCAUGUGUAGAGCGUUCCUUUCAGUAUCUCACAGUGUAUGUUUUAGAGUAUUAAUUGCCUAGUCAGAUUUCAUUAGAGCCCAUUGAGUUUUGCACAAUUAAAAUUAUAGCAACAGCAAAAUGGUACAUGAUGUAAAACAGAAUCUUUGCUUUUGCCAAAGGUGCUAAUCAGGAUUUUCAAAGAGAGAGAGUGGAAGUGGGAGAAACUUAAAAGUCAAGUCUGACACUUAAAGUCAUUAAAUUUGAGAUAGAUGUAGAAAAUAUAAAAGGUAAGCAUGAUAGAUUUUUCUGUAAUGUUGUUCUUGUAUAACAAAAGAUAAUACUUUGUUUAGAGUUUUAGAGUUGUUACUUAUUUUAAAAUGCAAAGGUGAAGAAUUAUAUUAACUGUAAGCUGGUUACAGAUAACUGGCAAAGAUUAUUCAUUUUAUAUUGCAAUAUUCUUGUGGCUGUUAUGGGACAGAUAAAGUAAAAAUACAUUAUCACCUUUUAUACAGAAACAGCCUGUCUAGUAGAGGUCUUGUUCUGUCUGAAGUCAGUGGAACAAACUUAUCCUGUCCUAGAAGCGAGUAAAGCUACCAUCAAUAGAAAUGAGACCUGUGUAAUAAUAUACUCCUUUACAUUAAAUGAUCAGUUACAGCAUAAAAUCCACAAUCCGAGACACUAACUUGCUGUGAGUCCAGUGGGGAUCUGCAAAUAGGAUGAAUAGACAGGAGCAUGUGUUGUUGGACGACAGUCAGAGUUUGCACUGUGUAGCCAAGAAGAGCAAAGGAAUCUUAUCAGUGUGUAUAAAUAGCUGCUGGGAGGGAAUAUAAAACAUGGAAUCAGACUCUUCCUAGUGGUGUCCAGUGGCAGAUCAAGUGAUAUAAUAUACAGGAAAUUCUAUUUAAUCAUCUUAUGAGAGCUGUCAAACACUGGAACAGGUUGUUCAGAGAGAUUGUGAGGUCUUUGUCCUUGAAUAUUCUCAUAACAUGGCUGGACAAAGCCCUGAGCAUCCUGCUGUAGUUCACUGAGCUUUGAAUAGGACGAGACACUCUCCAGAGGUCCCUUUUAACCUCAGCUAUGCAGUGAUUCUGUGAUUUCAUUUAUCGCUAUCUGUAUAACUUAAAAAUGAGUCACAGAGUUAGCAGUGUCAAAGAAAGGGAAAUCUGAAGAGCUUCAGUCCACUAGACUUUGCUGCUAUUACAUUUAAUAUAUGAUUUUCUAGACUAGAACAUCCUUCAAUUAUCAGGGUGAGAGAAAAUUAAGCUGAAGAAAACCAGGAAAGAAAUUUUACCUACCUGCUAAUGUUUUUCUGAAAACUAAUGAUAAGUGCUAAUCUUCAAUAUAAUAUCAAAAACUGAAGUUAUAGCUUAAAAAUGAAGAAAAUUAGGAGGCAAUGAUGGAAGGAAAGUAGUAAGAAUUAGGUUUUUUGAUUCUGUUGAUCUGGAGUUUGGGGAUCAGUUCACAGAAGAGUACACAAAUGUAGACAUACCAAGUUAGCAGUAACUGCUGACAGAUCCUAAUAUGUUAAGGGUUGUAAUCUUUUGAAAGAAGUUGGUUGGCUUUCCUGUUGGCCCUCCUAUCAACUUUAACCUCCAACCUUCCCCGGCAUGUAUCACUACAAAUAAAACUGCUGAGGUUUGACAAGAGGAUAUAAAGUCAGUAGGCCAUCGCACAGAGAUCUCUACAUGAUUUUCUUUAACCUUAAGCUUAAAUGAACACUGCUUUAAGUCAGGGUUUUUAAUAAGAAGUCAUAAACACUCACCCAUAUCACUUUAGUUUAAUAAUUACUGUUUUAACAGAGAAGAGAAGAAAUAUACAUAGUAAAUCAUGUUUGACAACUGGAAUUUGGUGGUUUUGUUACCGGUUGUCUUUGACCAUUAUAUGAAUUGCUGUUCUCAAUUUUAACGUAUACUUUUUCCUUCAAGCUGCAUAUGAUAUUGAUAUAAACAUGACAUUUGUGUACAGUGUUAUAAAUGAAUUUUUAGUUCUUGAUUAAGGCAAACCAGAUGACAAAAAUAACUUCUGUAUUUGUAUUUACUAACGCCAGAAUAAUAAAUCCUCAAAUCUGUA